This is a messenger RNA of Bufo bufo (common toad), 954 nucleotides long. RefSeq lists its product as uncharacterized. The record is from RefSeq and is a predicted model, not a curated record. The coding region runs from base 61 to 954 and encodes 297 amino acids. The transcript has 5 exons. NCBI's taxonomy places the organism in Eukaryota, Metazoa, Chordata, Amphibia, Anura, Bufonidae.
CCCCGUUCCUGCAUGGUGCAAUCAUUACACAAACAUCAGAAGAGGGGGGAGGAGAUAUAAAUGUCUUCCCAGGACCAUCGGCUCCUAACCUCCAAGACCUGGGCUGCAGAAGGCAUCAUGAGCGAACUCAGCCGCUCCACGUCCUUCGGGCUCCGGCUGUCGGUGGCGGUCAUGCUGACUUUCAGCAAUCUCUUCCUCCUCAUCGCCAUAUCCACAAAUUACUGGGCCUUAUCGGUGUCUGGGGUGCACAUCGGAAUCUGGAAGAGGUGCCUCAUAAAUCUCUGUGAAUCCCACUCCCUCAUCAUCCACGCCAAGGUCUUCCUCGUCUUCUUCCUCAUAUUUAACAUCCUGACCAAUGCCUGCGUAAUUCUGAGCGUCUGGGCCGGAGAGGAGGACAGCAAGAAGCUGAUAGGAAAAACCAGUAUCUUCAAUGCAUUCCUUGGAAUUGCCGGAAUGGUUUCUGCAACCGUUUUCUUUGCGUUGGCUUCCGAUCUGAGACAAUUGCUGUAUGGCUUCUCGUUAGGCUGGCUGGGCACAGUUCUAGUUGUUAUAUGUGGUAUCAUGAGUUUAGUUCAUGAAUGUCUAGAACCUGACAAACCCUCCACCUCAUUACAAAACCUCAUUCAAAGAAAUAAUGCGCAACCUGUGCCCUAUCCAGGAACUCAACCUGUGCCCUAUCCAGGAACUCAACCUGUGCCCUAUCCAGGAACUCAACCUGUGCCCUAUCCAGGAACUCAACCUGUGCCCUAUCAAGGAACUCAACCAGUGUCCUAUCCAGGAACUAAACCUGUGCCCUAUCCGGGAACUCAACCUGUGCCCUAUCCGGGAACUCAACCUGUGCCCUAUCCGGGAACUCAACCUGUGCCCUAUCCAGGAACUCAACCUGUGCCCUAUCCGGGAACUCAACCUGUGCCCUAUCCAGAAAGUCAACCGCCACCCUAUCCAGGAACUUAA